CACGGUAUGGCAUCGCAAGUGAAAUAUGUACACAUACGAACGUUUUAUGUACUCUUUAAAUACAUUACCCUCUCGUUAAUGAGGAAAACUUGGCCGGUUGACAAUGUAACGAAGGCUAAUAAUAACCGCUCCACGUUUAUAUCCUAUUAAGAAAAAAAAAAAGAAAAAAACGUGCUACCGUUCAAAGUACAUAUUAAACAACCGCAUUUUAAAAGUAAACGGCGGUGUUAUGUAAACUGUUUUUUAUAUUUUUAUACCGUAUAAAUACUCGUAGGUAUUAAAAACCCUCGUAUCUUAUAGGUUACUUUUACUAUAUUAUAACUUUAUUAUCGAGAGAAUCGAGAAUUCAAAAUGAGGGAAAUCUUGCAUUUACAAGCCGGACAAUGCGGAAAUCAAAUAGGAUCCAAGUUUUGGGAAAUUAUAUCCGAAGAACACGGUAUCAACAACGUAGGAGAAUAUUACGGCGAUAAUCACUUACAGCUUGAUCGUAUUGAUGUUUAUUACAACGAAGCUUCAAAUGGUAAAUAUGUCCCUCGAGCUAUUCUCGUUGAUUUGGAGCCAGGUACGAUGGAUUCAGUUCGUGCUUCACCUUACGGACAAUUAUUUCGACCAGAUAAUUAUGUAUUUGGGCAAAGUGGAGCUGGAAACAAUUGGGCUAAAGGUCAUUACACCGAAGGAGCCGAGUUGAUUGAUUCUGUAAUGGAUGUAUUGCGAAGAGAAGCCGAAAGCUGCGACUGUUUGCAAGGAUUCCAGCUAGCUCAUUCGUUGGGUGGUGGAACCGGUUCCGGAAUGGGAACUUUGCUGAUUUCGAAAAUUCGCGAAGAAUAUCCUGACAGGAUAAUGAAUUCUUUCAGCGUCGUUCCUUCGCCAAAGGUUUCAGAUACAGUAGUGGAACCUUACAAUGCCACAUUAUCGGUUCAUCAAUUAGUAGAAAAUACCGACGAGACUUUCUGCAUAGAUAACGAAGCUUUAUACGAUAUUUGUUUCCGUACGUUGAAACUUACAUCGCCUACUUACGGUGACUUGAACCAUCUAGUUUCGGUUACGAUGUCCGGUGUGACAACUUGUCUCAGAUUCCCCGGACAGUUGAACGCUGAUUUACGUAAACUUGCAGUGAACAUGGUUCCAUUUCCCAGACUGCACUUCUUUAUGCCUGGUUUCGCUCCUUUGACUGCCCGAGGAUGUCAACAAUACAGAGCACUUACGGUUCCUGAACUGACCUUACAAAUGUUCGAUGCCAAAAACAUGAUGACCGCUUGCGACCCUCGCCAUGGUCGUUAUCUCACCGUCGCCGCUAUAUUCCGCGGUAUCAUGUCAAUGAAAGAGGUCGACGAACAAAUGCUCAUGGUACAGAAUAAAAAUUCAGCAUAUUUCGUCGAAUGGAUUCCGAACAAUGUUAAGGUCGCUGUGUGCGAUAUUCCACCACGUGGAUUAAAAAUGUCAGCCACAUUUAUAGGUAACACGACAGCCAUACAGGAAAUAUUUAAACGAAUUUCCGAGCAAUUUACAGCCAUGUUCAGACGUAAGGCUUUCUUACAUUGGUAUACUGGAGAAGGAAUGGAUGAAAUGGAAUUUACAGAAGCUGAAUCAAAUAUGAAUGAUUUAGUUUCCGAGUAUCAACAAUAUCAAGAAGCCAGCGCCGAAGAAGCUGAAUUCGAAGACGAAUGCGACGGAGACAAUGAAGAAGUCGAAGUUACACAAGAAGAAGUUUAAUUCAAACAUUAAAUGUUUCCAUAUAAAUUAUCGAGAUAUAAUAUUACCUACAUAUAUAAAUUAAGCAUUCGUAUCGAAGUCAAGCAUGAGUAUCAUUAUCUAAUCGUAAAUCAACCUAUAAACGUAGAUACGUUAUACGUAUAAAAAUGUCCUAAAAAAUCGUAAAUCCUAAAAAAAUUCGUCUACAAAAAAAAAUCGAAAGUAAAAAAAUUCAUAACCGAGAAUUCGAAAUUAAAUCUACAAAGUAAUUUCGAAAUUUUUGAUGCAUUUCAUAAUGGCCGGAUACACGAAUACCACACGUUUAUCAAUGAGGAAUCUUCUUCUUCUUCUGCGAAAGAAUAAGAAAAAAUUCGUAUAAAUAACGAACUCGUGCGAUGAACGCUAGAAAAAUUCUAUUCGAGAUCACUGAACCGAAGAAAUCGUGUUUUUUUCAAUUCUUGAAAAUAGCGCAGAAUUCCAAAAAAAUGCGAUAGUUUUUGAACAGGGUGUUCGAAAAAUGACGAUUUUUUUUCAAAAACAUAAUUUCGCAACCGGUUCCAGUGAUUUUUGGCUAUAAUAAGGUUUCCUUACCUUCUUCCAAUUAAAUCUAAAUGAUUUGAAGCUCGAUGUAAUCUCAUAUUAGAGUAUCUAGAAUAAAAUAAAUUAAGUACAUUAUUUUCAAUUGAAUAAUAACUUUAACUUUAUAAAAUUAUUAAUUCAGUUCUACCUCGUAGAGUUUUUUCCAACAUUUUUCUUUGGCUGGUUGCAUUUUUCAUUCCUAAAAAAUAAAAAUACACAAAAAAAAAUGAUAAAAAUAACCCAUUGUGUUCAAUUCGCGACUAAAGCGAAGCCAAGAAAAUACUCGACAUUGAGAAAUUACGAACUUUUGAAAUGCAUUUCUUUUAGUUUUUUCAUCUUCAUGAUUGGCACUUGUAACACUGCAAUAGAUGUUCCUCGAUGUAAAACAAUAAAUAUAGGAAAUUGUUUAAUACAUAUAA
This is a messenger RNA of Planococcus citri (citrus mealybug), 2690 nucleotides long. Its product is annotated as tubulin beta chain-like. The transcript is spliced from 9 exons. Bases 352 to 1713 code for a protein of 453 amino acids. Gene Ontology annotation, cellular component: cytoplasm; microtubule. Gene Ontology annotation, molecular function: GTP binding; structural constituent of cytoskeleton; GTPase activity. Gene Ontology annotation, biological process: microtubule cytoskeleton organization; mitotic cell cycle. The record is from RefSeq and is a predicted model, not a curated record. NCBI's taxonomy places the organism in Eukaryota, Metazoa, Arthropoda, Insecta, Hemiptera, Pseudococcidae.